GCAGACCCGUAUACCCAGUCGCACAGCAGCGACAGUAAGUCAGUCCACAUAGCAAUGGGCAUCGAGAAAUACAAGGGACGCGUAGCCCUGGUUACUGGCGCCAGCGCAGGCAUCGGUGCUGCCAUAGUGCAGGUGCUGCUGAAGCAUGGACUCACCGUCGUGGGAAUGGCCAGGAGGGCCGAAAAAGUUAAGGAGCUGGCACUCAAGGAUGCCCCAGGAAAGCUGCACGCCAUUGCCGGGGAUGUGAGCGACGAAGCCAGCAUCCUGGCUGCCUUCAAGUGGGUCAAGGACAACCUGGGCGGCGUCGACAUCCUCGUCAACAACGCUGGUGUAUUCCCCUUUACUAGCCUUACAGAGGGCAAGACGGAAACCUGGAAGCGCAUCCUGGACCUGAACGUGCUGGGUCUGAGCAUUUGCACCAGGGAGGCAGUGCAGGACAUGCUGAGGAGGGGCGUCGACGACGGCUUCAUCAUCCACAUCAACAGUACUGCCGGACACACACCACCGAAUAUAGAUGGUAUGGCGAUGUACUUCGCCAGCAAGCACACCGUCAAAGUAUUGCUCGAAGGGCUGAGGAAAGACCUGGUCGCCAAGGGCAGCAAGAUACGAGUUGGGGAAAUUUCUCCAGGGCCAGUACGAUCUCAGGGACUACCAAACAUGGCAGCUGCUCCUCCAGAGUUACGUGAAUUUUUCGCCAAACUGAACAAUACACCUUUCCUGGAAACGGAAGACAUAGCAGAAGCCGUUGUCUACAUGCUGUCGCAGCACCCUCGCGUUCAGGUGCACGAUAUAAUUGUGAUGCCAACUGGCCAACCGUUCUAAGGUAAAGUGAGAUCCUGUAUCCCUCUGCCAACGAUUGUCUCACGUUCAGUAUUUCUAUUACAGACUUAUUGAUGAGGGAUCGGUAAUGCUGUGGUACAGCUGUGUAAUAGGAAAUAUUUUAUGGAAUAAACAGUUUCUUAUUAAAUUGUG
Schistocerca nitens (vagrant locust) is the source of this 972-nucleotide messenger RNA. RefSeq names its product dehydrogenase/reductase SDR family member 11-like. Bases 55 to 822 code for a protein of 255 amino acids. The transcript has 6 exons. Lineage: Eukaryota; Metazoa; Arthropoda; Insecta; Orthoptera; Acrididae. The record is from RefSeq and is a predicted model, not a curated record.